CGUGCCCCUCUUCUUCCCAAUUUCCUCCCGUCGUGGCAAGUCCGUCAGUCAUCGUCCCGAGCCCAGAGUUAUUUCGCACGACCCACCUACCGCCACCACCCUCCCCUGCCCUGACCGGGAUCGAAUUCAUUGAUAAAACCAGGACCCUGCGCGGGGUGGUCACUCAUCACUGCGCGCGAGGGAGAGGAGCGACGACUAAUUCGAAGCAAGAGAGCGACGCGAUCAGAUCUCUCCGCCCCUCGCCCGCGCCGCGAUGUCUGAUGUGGUGGCCAAGGCCGGGCAGGCGUACAUGAAGCAGCUCGGCGCGCACCCGCUCCGCACCAAGGCCAUCACCUCCGGGGUGCUGGCCGGCUGCAGCGACGUCGUCGCCCAGAAGAUUUCCGGCGUCAAGAAGCUCCAGUUCAGGAGGGUCCUCCUCAUCAUGCUCUACGGACUUGCAUAUGCGGGGCCCUUGGGCCAUUUUCUCCACAAGCUUAUGGACAAGAUAUUCCACGGACAGAAAGGAAAAGAAACUACAGCCAAGAAGGUCAUAGUGGAGCAGCUAACUGUAUCGCCAUGGAACAACUUGAUGUUCAUGAUGUAUUACGGUUUGGUGGUCGAAGGGAGGCCAUUUGGGCAAGUAAAGAGCAAGGUGAAGAAGGACUUUGCUAACAUCCAGAUGACAGCUUGGAAGUUCUGGCCAAUAAUUAGCUGGAUCAACUAUGAGUACAUGCCACUUCAGCUCCGAGUUCUGUUCGCCAGCUCCGCUGCGUCAUGCUGGGGAGUGUUUCUGAAUGUGAAAGCAGCAAGAUCAUCAUCCAUUGCCGGCCCUAGUAAGAAUGCAUAAAUGAAGGAAGGAAGGAAGGAAGGAAGGAAGGA
Lolium rigidum is the source of this 858-nucleotide messenger RNA. Its product is annotated as peroxisomal membrane protein PMP22-like. Bases 254 to 826 code for a protein of 190 amino acids. Gene Ontology annotation, cellular component: cytoplasm; membrane. Lineage: Eukaryota; Viridiplantae; Streptophyta; Magnoliopsida; Poales; Poaceae. The transcript is spliced from 6 exons. The record is from RefSeq and is a predicted model, not a curated record.